CAGAGAGUUUGUUGACUCCCAGAGCCUAGGCUCGAGAUGACCUAUGAGCUGAACUUGGAGAACCUGCGGCCAUACCUGGAGCUCACAGACACGCACAAGCAUCAGUGCCGUGAGCUCUACUACACCCCCAUCAAAGACAAGGAGCUGGAAUACAAGUACGUGAAGCGAACGGAUGAUAUACUCAAGAGGACCGACACCAUUGGCUGUGGUCAGGCGUGCGAGUGCUUCCUGACCUUCGAUGCCAUUUCGCUGACCGCGAACUAUACGGCUUUGGUAUUCAGCCUCUGUGGCAUUUCCCAUCCCCUGCACCUGGUGAUCUACGCCAGUGCCGUGGAGGAUGCCAGGGUGGCGGAUAUAGCCGAAUUCCUAACCGAUAUCCUCGUCAAUUUGGUCAGACAUGAGUUGCCCAGGCUCCCGAUGUUCCCAGUGACGUUUGUGCUGCUCCACAACAACGUGAUAAGCCAGAAUGUGAUGCGAACAAUCUCGCUAAAACCCAAAUAUUCGAAAAUUUUUAAGAAGUAUCUAUUUGUUCUGGAUGCUACCUUCUGGCGGUACUACAAUAUGCACAUUCCCUACAUCCAAAAUGCGUGGCUCGACAUCAUGCAUACGGAAAUCACAAAGGACAACAUCCCGGACAUCUUCCCGCAGCACGCGGCAAUGGCCAAAAUCAAGCAUUUGGGAUUCAUGGAGGAGUUCGUCAAGUCCUACUUAGGCCUGGCCAAAAUGCUGCUGGCCACCAAAGCGACCGUCAUGCUGCGCCACUGCACCCUGGAGCGCGUCGAUGAUUUUGUGAAAAUUAUUCGUGCCAAUAUGAAGAUAUUCAAGAGCGACACAGUCACACGGCAGCAGGUCUUCCAGCUGUUGCGGGCAGUGAUCAUAAUCUAUGACCAUUGACCACUGAGGGGCAUCGACCAUCGAGCGGAGAGUGAAAUAAUUUAUGUGGCACAGCAAAUUAUACACAAGCUAACGAAAAUUGUACUUUUAUUUUUGU
Drosophila subobscura is the source of this 991-nucleotide messenger RNA. RefSeq lists its product as uncharacterized. The record is from RefSeq and is a predicted model, not a curated record. The coding region runs from base 37 to 894 and encodes 285 amino acids. Lineage: Eukaryota; Metazoa; Arthropoda; Insecta; Diptera; Drosophilidae. The transcript has a single exon.